CCCUUUAAGGAAGCCAAGAGCUGCGCUGUUUGGCUGCCGUGGCCAGCCAGUCCGGAGGUUUUGAGGGGCGAGGCCCGGUCCUUGCUGCCUUCUCGGGGAGCUUCAGGCCUGGAGGCCUUCGCUGUGAUCAGGGUCUCCCGCACCUCCACUGUCCAGUGUGGUCUCCUUUGGGAACUGCAGGGAAGCUAUUCUUCCUGCUUAGUUUCUACCUGUAACCUGUGGGAAUAUCCCCUGAUAUAGCCAAACUACAAUCCAGACCAAAGGCGGCAAGGCCGAGAAAGAGGUCAAGAUGGGGUUUAUAUUUUCAAAGUCUAUGAAUGAGAACAUGAAAAGCCAACAGGAGUUCAUGCUUAUGAAUUCCCGACUUCAGCUGGAAAGGCAGCUAAUAAUGCAGAAUGAAAUGAGAGAAAGACAAAUGGCUAUGCAGAUUGCUUGGUCUCGGGAAUUCCUCAAAUAUUUUGGAACUUUUUUUGGCAUUACAGCCGUCUCUUUAACAGCUGGAGCAAUUAAAGGGAAGAAGCCCGUCCUCAUCUUUCCUAUGGUUCCAUUAGGCUUUGUCCUUGCCUAUCAGUAUGACAUGGGCUAUGGAACUCUUAUACACAGAAUGAAAGGUGAAGCUGAGAACAUACUGGAAACAGAAAAGAGUAAGUUGCAGCUGCCAAAAGGAAUGAUCACUUUUGAAAGCCUUGAAAAAGCAAGAAGGGAACAGAGUAAAUUUUUCAUAGACAAAUGAAAUCA
Messenger RNA from Dama dama (fallow deer), 738 nucleotides. It is a transcript of the gene PLGRKT, whose product is annotated as plasminogen receptor with a C-terminal lysine. The record is from RefSeq and is a predicted model, not a curated record. NCBI's taxonomy places the organism in Eukaryota, Metazoa, Chordata, Mammalia, Artiodactyla, Cervidae. Gene Ontology annotation, cellular component: plasma membrane. Bases 290 to 733 code for a protein of 147 amino acids. Gene Ontology annotation, biological process: positive regulation of plasminogen activation. The transcript is spliced from 6 exons.